AUGGACUACUUGAUACCGAUUGCAACAGCAUGUGCUCUCACAGCCUUUAAGUUGCGUCAUCCAAUAAAGGUGUACCUUGAUCGUAGCACGGAUAUGGUAAUGGUAGGAGGAAGGCAUCCAAUGAAAAUAACCUAUUCUGUGGGUUUUAAAUCCGAUGGAAAGAUUACGGCCUUGUACUUGAAUUUGUUGGUAAAUGCAGGCAUAUCAGAGGAUUAUAGUCCACUUAUUUCACAUGCCAUUAUAACUUGUCUAAAAAAAUACAACUGGGGUGCUCUCGCUUUUGAUAUUAAACUAUGCAAGACGAAUCUUACAAGUAAAUCAUCGAUGCGAGCACCAGGGCAGGUACAGGGAUCUUACAUUGCUGAAGCUAUUAUUGAGCGUGUAGCAUCUUUCCUGUCCUUGGAUGUCGAUGUUGUGAGAAAAAGAAAUUUGCAUACAUAUGAAAGCCUGAAGUUUUUUUAUGGAAGUAGCAGUGGAGAAGCUCCGGAAUAUACUUUACCUGCUAUAGUUGAUGAGUUGUUUACAUCUGCAAGCUACUUCAAUCGUCUUGAAAUGGUAUUGCAUUUCAAUAGUUGCAACAAAUGGAAAAAACGAGGGAUUUCUUGGGUACCAAUUGUAUAUGAAGUGGAACCAAUGCCAACACCAGGGAAAGUAUCCAUUCUAAAUGAUGGUUCAAUUGUUGUUGAAGUCGGAGGAAUUGAAAUAGGCCAGGGACUGUGGACAAAGGUGAAGCAAAUGGCUGCAUUCGGUCUUGAACAGCUAUGGGAUGAAGAGAAAAAAUAUCUUUUGGAUAGGGUUAGAAUCAUUCAAGCAGAUACUCUGAGUUUGGUUCAGGGAGGUUUAACUGCUGGAAGCACCAAAUCUGAAGCAAGCUGCGAAGCAGUUCGUCUAGCAUGCUCUAUUCUAGUCAGCAGAUUAAAGCCUCUUAAGCAAAGUUUGGAAGAGCAAAUGGGAUCAAUUUCAUGGGACACCCUUAUUACCCAGGCAAAUUUGCAAUAUGUGAACUUAUCAGCGAGUACAUUUUGGGUUGCUGACGAUACUUCAUCAUAUCUAAAUUAUGGGGCUGCUAUAAGCGAGGUAGAAAUUGAUGUUCUCACUGGAGCUACUACGAUAUUGAGAGCAGACCUUACAUAUGACUGCGGACAGAGCUUGAGUCCUGCCGUGGAUCUAGGACAGGUUGAAGGGUCUUUUGUUCAAGGAAUUGGAUUUUUUGUCCUAUUGAUUUUGUUCAAUAUAUAA
Zingiber officinale is the source of this 1239-nucleotide messenger RNA. Its product is annotated as indole-3-acetaldehyde oxidase-like. NCBI's taxonomy places the organism in Eukaryota, Viridiplantae, Streptophyta, Magnoliopsida, Zingiberales, Zingiberaceae. Gene Ontology annotation, molecular function: oxidoreductase activity; iron ion binding. Bases 1 to 1239 code for a protein of 412 amino acids. The transcript has 5 exons. The record is from RefSeq and is a predicted model, not a curated record.